GGAGGCUGCUAUAGUACGUUAAUUAGCACGUGCCAGCAGACUUUAUUAAUCCAGCAAACAUCCAGCAAGUUUAUAGGUAGCUUUCCAAUUUUGAAAACAGCUAAAGAAGCUGUGAAAUAAGAGACCAAGACAAAUGAACACACAGCAAAAUUGCCCAAAGAAAGGUUAGUUUGAUUAGGAGAACAUCAACACCAUUAAAAAGGAGAGAGGAUUGUUAACAUCUCUGGAGUGAAGAACAAUGAGCCAUUAAGUCAGUUGACUCCUUCAGUAGCCUGAAUAUAGAUUUCCCUCACUUUAUGCUGUAUAUGCGUUCCUGGAAAGCAGUGCAUAACUCGAAUUCGCAUAAAGGGAACCCACUUUACAAUGUAACAAAUAGGGAUAUGUUCCAAGACCUUGACUGUACUGACCCCCAGAUCCAUUUCUAUCACUUUCGCAAAACAAUUUUUGUACUCACCAACAGCAGACAGUACACACAAGCACUGAGCACUAUCAUAAUGGGGAUGGGAACUACAGAAACACGUGUUGCAGAUAACGAGCAAGGAGAACAGCCACACAGGAGCCUAUAUUUUGGUGCUUGUCACUCCCACAGUGCUAUGCACAAAGCAGCUGACUGCGGGUUUCCACCACACAGAUCGCAUAAGAGUGAAUUUACCUUGCAUAUAACGAAUUGUUGGUAUAAAAAGGGUCAUCGCGUAAGAGCGAAUUCGCACGUACAGAACCCACAAAAAAUGAGGGAAACCUGUAGUAAUACUCAAGUUGCUACACUGUGGAGCAGAAUCACAGUAGGGUGCUUGUAUCUCCAGCCAGAAACAUAGCUUUUUUGCUUAAAACGUACCCCAAUGGGGGGUCUGAUUUUUUGGGUAAAAGGUGUAUGUCGUGUUUGAGAAAGUAUGGUAAUUUCAGUAAAUUAGUGUUUAUAGUACCAACUGGCCCUUUUAAUAUGUGAAAGCAAAGUGCAAGAGAUCAAAAAUCAAAUGUCUGCAUAUUUUUGGUUUUUGAAAUAACAUAUGUACUUUAUUGUUGCAAACCUAACAUUUGUUAAACUACCUUUUACCAUAAAAUGCAUACAGCAUACUGAUCAUAUAAAUUUGUAUACUGUCCAGUAAAAUUGUAGUGGCAUUUAAAAUAUCAUUUUGGGUAAAGAAAGGUACAAAUUAAUAGCAAUUGAUAGAGGAUCGUUCAUGGUGCAUUGUUGUUAUGAAAUCUGCAUGAUCAACCCAACAGUGUCUCAUUUCUCAUCUGCUUAUAGCCACAUCCGUAAAACUUAACUGUGGACCAAAAAGUUUCUCUUUGUAAAUGUUGAAGCAAGAUAGCCAUCCACAAGACAUCUUAGAAUAUGAAUUUUGAUAAUGACAAUUCAAGAAAAAAGAAGUGGGGCUUGCUGGUUACUGGUGUUGUUGGUGGGACACUGGUAGCACUCUAUGCUGUUGCCACUCCCUUCAUAACUCCAGCUCUGAGAAAAAUUUGCCUGCCUUUUGUUCCUGCAACUUCAACUCAGAUUGAAAAUGUUCUGAAAAUGUUACAAUGCAGAAAUGGAUCUCUGGUUGACAUUGGUAGUGGAGAUGGACGAAUUGUGAUAGCAGCUGCAAAAGAAGGAUUCAGAGCUGUUGGUUAUGAAUUAAAUCCCUGGCUAGUCUGGUACUCCAGAUACUGUGCUUGGAGGGAAGGUGUGCAUCAUGAUGCCAAAUUUUACAUUUCAGAUUUAUGGAAGGUUAGAUUUUCCCAGUAUACAAAUGUUGUUAUAUUUGGGGUACCUCAGUUGAUGCCACAGUUGGAGAAAAAGCUUGAAGAUGAACUCGAGCACGAUGCCAGAGUCAUUGCCUGCCGCUUUCCUUUUCCGCAUUGGAUGCCAGAUUAUACUACUGGUGAGGGAAUAGACACUGUGUGGGCCUAUGAUUCAAAAAAUUUUAAAGGAAGUGAAAAGAGAUACUCAGAGACUCUGCCAAUUAUGCAUUCCUCAUAAUAAAGUCAGGUUAAAAAGUG
Alligator mississippiensis (American alligator) is the source of this 1983-nucleotide messenger RNA. RefSeq names its product ATP synthase c subunit lysine N-methyltransferase (gene ATPSCKMT). Gene Ontology annotation, biological process: positive regulation of proton-transporting ATP synthase activity, rotational mechanism; peptidyl-lysine trimethylation; regulation of mitochondrial ATP synthesis coupled proton transport. Gene Ontology annotation, cellular component: mitochondrion. The coding region runs from base 1337 to 1963 and encodes 208 amino acids. Gene Ontology annotation, molecular function: protein-lysine N-methyltransferase activity. The transcript is spliced from 5 exons. NCBI's taxonomy places the organism in Eukaryota, Metazoa, Chordata, Crocodylia, Alligatoridae. The record is from RefSeq and is a predicted model, not a curated record.